Molecule: messenger RNA, 800 nt
Organism: Camellia sinensis
Lineage: Eukaryota; Viridiplantae; Streptophyta; Magnoliopsida; Ericales; Theaceae
Source: RefSeq, a predicted model, not a curated record
ACACUAGUUCUUAUUAAAAUAUCAUUCACAUUCUAAUAAUAAGCUCACCACUUCUAGAUACUUGGCUCCGGAAUAUGCUUCUUCUGGGAAACUUACACACAAGUCUGAUGUUUUCUCAUUCGGAGUCGUGCUUCUAGAGUUAAUUACUGGACGCCGACCUGUUAACUCAUCUCAAUCUUACGCAGAUGAUAGCUUGGUAGACUGGGCGCGGCCCUUGCUCACACAAGCUUUGGAAGAUGGAAACUUUGAUACGCUUGUUGAUCCACAGUUGCAAAGGGAUUACAGACCCAACGAGAUGGCUCGUAUGGUUGCUUGUGCUGCUGCUUGUGUGCGUCAUUCAGCACGGUGUCGACCACAAAUGAGCCAAGUAGUGCGGGCCUUCGAAGGAGGCGUAUCUUUGUCUGAUCUUAACGAAGGAAUCAAACCCGGACACAACACAGUCUACAGUUCUCGUGGCAUCUCAGACUAUGACACUAGCCAAUACAAUGAGGACAUGAAAAAAUUUAGGAAGAUGGUUUUGGGAACCAGAGAGGAUGGAAGCAACGAGAACAGUGCACUAACUAACGAAUAUGGAUUGUAUCCAUCUAGUUCGAGCAGCGGAGGCCAACAAACCACUCGAGAAAUGGAGAUGGGAAAGAUGUGUGGGAGAUAAUUUCGAUAAUAAUCAAUUAAAGCAAAUAAAAAAAAUAAAGUAAACAACAAAAUUAAACCUUAUAGUAAUUCUAUAGAUAGUUUAUGAACAAAUUUGUGAUUGAGACUAGUGUAUGAACACUGUGUCUUUAAGACAUAAUUUCAUCUUC